Molecule: messenger RNA, 666 nt
Organism: Brassica rapa (field mustard)
Lineage: Eukaryota; Viridiplantae; Streptophyta; Magnoliopsida; Brassicales; Brassicaceae
Product: dihydrolipoyllysine-residue acetyltransferase component 4 of pyruvate dehydrogenase complex, chloroplastic
Biological process (GO): pyruvate decarboxylation to acetyl-CoA
Cellular component (GO): chloroplast thylakoid; chloroplast envelope; pyruvate dehydrogenase complex
Molecular function (GO): dihydrolipoyllysine-residue acetyltransferase activity
Source: RefSeq, a predicted model, not a curated record
AUGGCUGGAGAUGUCGAAGAACCUAAUGACAGAUUCUUCAGCGAGAGUACUCAGGUAGGUAAGCAGCGUGGAUCAGUGGAUAUCAGAUCCGUUGCGGGAACUGGACCAUUCGGUAGGAUCACUGCUUCUGACGUGGAGGCUGCGGCUGGGAUCGCUCCCUCCGUGGCGGCACCACCGCCUCCUCCCCCUCCUGCUGCUGCUGCGAAAGCUACCACAACAAGCUCAAGCUCGCCUCCUCUGUUGCCUGGUUCAAGUGUCGUUCCCUUCACGGCAAUGCAAUCUGACGUAUCCAAAAACAUGAUUGAGAGCCUCUUUGUUCCAAUGUUCCGUGUUGGUUAUCCAGUGAACACUGAUGCUCUUGAUGCACCCUACGAGAAGGUGAAGCCGAAGGGUGUAACAAUGACUGCGUUGUUGGCUAAGCUGCAGGGAUGGCUCUUGCUCAGCAUCCUGUGGUUAACGCAAGCUGCAAAGGUGUUGCUCUCCACGAUUAAUUGGGCUAUUUGUAAGGCUAUUGAUCUGUUGGAACUUCUAAAGAUAGAAGAGGAAAUGCUUUCCGCACAAUCAAGGAAAAUAGUUAAAGAUACUGCUAAGAGGCCAUACUCUAGACCAGCACAACCAAUCACUUUUGCCACAUUUGCACAAGAUGUGUUACAAGGGAGUGCUUAA